AUGUAGCGACCGUGACUUCCACCAAUCAAGUACUAGUGUAGUAUUUUCACACGCCCCCCUGCAGAUACUUGCUAAAUAAAAGCAUACAAGAGGAUUUAGUCUAAACAGCUUUUGGUUCCUUAAGAAGAUCAAGUGAGGCGUUUAGCUUCUGUCUGGAGUCGUUUGAAAUCGCCAUGUUGGUUUGAACGUCACAACUGAACACAACAAACCUGAGGCUGAGUUUGGGUUUAGACUUUGGACCGGAGGAUGAGCCAGACACGUAUCGGGCCAGUGAUCGACUACAGUGCUUGUGAUCACAUUUACGUGUCGGACGAUGAUGAUGUCACCAGCCCAUUUGUGGACACACCGAGCUUGUUCCGGAUGAGACACCGGAGCCGUCUGGAGAAGAUGGCCGAGUUCCAGCAAAGAGGAGAAGACCUGGAGAUCAACCUCACAGAAUGUAGCACACUGCUGGAGGAAACCCAGGGACGACUCCAAGAGCUGGAAGAUGCAAGCAGGAGCGUGGAGGAGAGAGAAGAGAUUGAGCUGACGAAACUUCGAGCGGGGGUGAGCAAACUGAAAACAGACAAAAAGAUGUUUGAGAAGAUGAUGGAGGAACACCGUCGCCAAGCGAAGAAGCUCCCCUGGAACGUAGACACCAUCAGCAAAGAGGGCUUCAGCAAGACUAUUGUCAACAUGAAGACAAAGGAGGAGACACAGGAGGAAAAAGCCGAGACGCACAAGACCUUUGAGGAGAAGUACGCCAUGGAAAUCAAACACUUUGGGAUGAUGCGGCGCUGGGAAGACAGCCAGAACUAUCUGUCAGAGAAUCCACAUCUGCUGUGUGAGGAGACAGCAAACUGUCUUGUGGUCAUAUGUAUUGACUAUGAGAUUGAUGAGAAAUAUGCUCUAAUGGAGCAGGUGGCCCACCAGGUCAUCGUCAUGCAGUCCAUCUUGGAUUUGGGCAGUGUGCUUCAAGUGGACCCGCGAGGCUGCUUCAGGCAGUUCUUCUCAAGGAUGAAGGACGCUGACAAGUCGAACCAGGAAGCGUUUGAGCAUGAGCUGGAGAUCCUGAAGGAGCGCGUCCGCAGCCGAGCGCAAAUGCGUAUGGAGGAGGCCAUGCAGGAACUGGAGGAGGAGGAGAAGCAGAAAAGAAUGGGACCGGGUGGUCUAGACCCUGUUGAGGUCUACAACUCGUUACCAAAGGACAUGCAGAGGAGCUUUGAUGAGAAGAACAUCGGGAUGCUCCACGAGGCCAUCAGCAAACUGCACCCUGAUGAGGGCAAGUAUCACCUUGCCAGGUGUGUCGAUUCUGGACUCUGGGUGCCUGAGGCAGGAGACGACGAAGAGGAUGAGGACUAAACAACAUGGCAGCAUGAUGAUUGUGUGGACUGACUUUUAACCUCUCGUAGUUUUCUAAUUAAUUGCUGGCGCCCUCCUCCCUUCCCACCCUUUCUCCUUCAUAAUUAAUUCUUGGGUUUGAUUUAGUGGUCUGUGCAGGAUUUUUCAGGCAAAGCUUCUUUGUGCAGUCACUUUCAGCAAAUAGAAAACAAUCAGUGCAGGUCCCUGAGCGUAAAUCAAAUUUAGAUAAUGGAAAAACCAACAGGAAUGUGUGUGUGUGUGUGUGUUGUCAGUUAGUUGAUGUGAUUGCGUUGCUGUCAUGUCACCCAGCAGGUUGUCUUCGAACUGUGGUUUGCAUUACAGAUAUUUUCAACAAUGCAAAAAUCUAAUCAUUGUGUGUAUUUAAUGUCUGUUAAA
This is a messenger RNA of Dunckerocampus dactyliophorus (ringed pipefish), 1737 nucleotides long. RefSeq names its product hsp90 co-chaperone Cdc37-like. The record is from RefSeq and is a predicted model, not a curated record. The coding region runs from base 247 to 1341 and encodes 364 amino acids. NCBI's taxonomy places the organism in Eukaryota, Metazoa, Chordata, Actinopteri, Syngnathiformes, Syngnathidae. Gene Ontology annotation, biological process: protein stabilization; protein folding. The transcript has 8 exons. Gene Ontology annotation, cellular component: cytoplasm. Gene Ontology annotation, molecular function: protein-folding chaperone binding; protein kinase binding; heat shock protein binding.